Messenger RNA from Dendronephthya gigantea, 1597 nucleotides. RefSeq names its product N-acetylglutamate synthase, mitochondrial-like. Gene Ontology annotation, biological process: L-arginine biosynthetic process. The transcript has 13 exons. Gene Ontology annotation, cellular component: cytoplasm; mitochondrial matrix. NCBI's taxonomy places the organism in Eukaryota, Metazoa, Cnidaria, Anthozoa, Malacalcyonacea, Nephtheidae. The record is from RefSeq and is a predicted model, not a curated record. Gene Ontology annotation, molecular function: L-glutamate N-acetyltransferase activity, acting on acetyl-CoA as donor; acetylglutamate kinase activity; arginine binding. The coding region runs from base 112 to 1254 and encodes 380 amino acids.
AAUGACCCUAAGCAUCCAUUUGCUGUGUUGCAAGCUGGAUCUUCUAUUCUUCACAGUAACGAGGCAGUGAAGAUUUUGUGUUCCUCUCUUUCGUUUCUCAAUCGAAAUGGUAUGCCAACUGUCCUAGUGUAUGGCCCAGAUCAAGACUCUUGCAAUGAUGAGAAGUUAUUUCACCUGGCACAGCAGCUUCAACAGCAGGAAAUGCAACUGGUCGACUGCCUUGAAAAGUUCUGUCAUGCAGACACGCGGGCAUUUUGCGGAGCAAGUGGCAUUCUCCAGAGCCAGAAGUCUCGCUCAAGAUUGCAACCUGUCAUAGAUCAUGUAAAUGCAGAUCCAAUUACAUGGACAUUUAGGUCGGGUCGUGUACCAUUGCUGACCUCUGUAUCCAUUGAACGGAGAACAGGUCGGCUCACACCAAUAUGUUCUCGACAUGUUGCCAUAAAACUAUCAGAGGUUCUUAAGCCUAUGAAAGUGAUUUUCCUAAAUGAAACUGGUGGCCUGUUUGAUGAACAUGGAAAAGUUAUUUCUCAUAUAAGAAUCCCAGGAGAUAUUCAAAACAUUUCACAAGAAUCAUGGUGUACAACUGACAUAAAAAACCAGAUUGAUGAAAUUGCUUCCCUUCUCAAAGAUCUGUCAAGCAACUCAACAGCGGUGAUAACAAGUCCAGUAAACAUUAUUAAAGAACUUUUUAGUCAUCAAGGUUGUGGCACUAUGAUACAGAAAACUGAAGCAAUCCAUCGGUACAAGUCGUUGGAGGAAGUUAAUGUCCCAAGACUGACGAAACUCUUAACUCAGUCCUUCAAAAAGCCUCUGAAACCAGAAUAUAUGACAGUUGUGCAAGAGUAUUUACAGAGUGUUUAUAUAUCAGAAAAUUACACUGCGGCUGCUAUUGUUAUUCAUGACAGAGAAAAAAGUGAAAUACCAUAUCUGGAUAAAUUUGUGAUAUCAUCCGCAUGUCAGGGUCAAGGAACAAGUGAUGAUCUAUGGAACCAUUUAACUCAAGAUUUUUCAAGUUUGUUCUGGCGUUCUCGUGCGACAAACAGGAUCAAUCCCUGGUAUUUCAUCAGGGCAGAUGGAAGCUGGACAAAUGGAGACUGGAUAAUAUUUUGGUAUGGUGUUGAUGAACCUAGAAUCUCUCAUGAUCUUGUAGAAUUCGCUGGAACAUUGCCUGAAUCCUUUGACCCAAUCGCAAACCAUGAUGUUACAAUGAAGUCAGAAAAUAGAUCAACCACAAGCUACAUACAAUAUGUCUGAAGAUCUUGUUCGUAAAAUGACAUAUUUGUCAUCUACGGGAAAAAAUAGACUUACUAUAACAAAACUACAGUAGAGGCUAUACUAUACAGUGAACUGUAAUAAAAUAUUUUAUUACAGUUCACUAAUACUAUAGAAACCUAUAUAGACCCAGUUAGAUGAACUUUAAGAUAUUUUUUUGUCUCAUAAAACCCUGUGUGUACAAUUUUCUUGUAUUUAUACUAUUAUUUAUAGUUGCAUACAGUGUAUGAAUUCCAUGUACAUUAAUUUAGAUUUUAAAAUAUUAUAAAAACAUGUAUUUUUUUAAACACUAUAGUAUUUCAAGCCAAUACAAUUGUUCAGACAA